CAGACGGAGUGAGGUUGGCUGAAACAGGUUGGAAAGAGCUGGAGAGGCUUGUACUAUCAAAUACUAUCGGUUUACAGGUUGUAACCGGACCCAAACACAAACUGGAAGGGCUCAGCGCAGCGUGGGUGCCCAGGGAUCCACUGCCUGAGUGCGGGGAAAGCAGCGGCAGACACCCCAGCGACAUGAACCACACCAAGGGCGGCCUGGUUAUCUUCACUGCCAACUCACACCCCUCCAGCCGUGAGCUGGGAAAGAGGAUCGCAGAGCGGUUAGGGGUGGAGCUCGGGAAGGUGCAGGUGUACCAGGAAGAUAACAGAGAAACGCGGGUGCAGAUCCAGGAGUCGGUACGAGGCAAAGAUGUGUUUGUGAUCCAGACGGUGUCGAAGGAUGUGAACACAACCAUAAUGGAGAUGCUGAUCCUGGUGUACGCGUGCAGGACGUCCUGCGCCAGAAGCAUCACGGGCGUCCUCCCCUACUUCCCCUACAGCAAGCAGUGUAAGAUGAGGAAGAGGGGCUCCAUCGUCUCCAAGCUCAUCGCCUCCAUGAUGUGUAAAGCUGGUCUGACCCACCUGAUCACCAUGGACCUCCACCAGAAAGAGAUUCAAGGCUUCUUCAACAUCCCAGUGGAUAACCUGAGAGCCUCGCCCUUCCUGCUACAGUAUAUACAGGAAGAGAUACCCGACUACAGAAAUGCUGUGAUUGUGGCCAAAUCUCCAGCUUCUGCCAAAAGGGCUCAGUCAUUUGCUGAGCGGCUGCGUCUGGGUAUAGCAGUGAUCCACGGCGAAGCUCAGGACGCAGAGUCGGACCAGGUAGACGGCCGACACUCCCCACCCACUGUCAAGACCACUGGAGCCAUUCACCCCAGCAUGGAGAUACCAUUGUUGAUCCCUAAAGAGAAGCCUCCCAUCACUGUGGUAGGAGAUGUAGGAGGACGCAUUGCCAUCAUUGUGGAUGACAUCAUCGAUGACGUAGACAGCUUCGUGGCAGCAGCUGAGACGCUUAAGGAACGAGGGGCCUACAAGAUCUUUGUCAUGGCGACGCACGGCAUCCUCUCAUCUGACGCCCCCAGAUUUAUAGAAGAGUCUGCUAUCGAUGAGGUGGUGGUGACUAACACGAUUCCCCACGAGCUGCAGAAGCUCCAGUGCCCAAAGAUCAAGACGGUCGACAUCAGCAUGAUCCUGUCAGAGGCCAUCCGCCGCAUCCACAACGGAGAGUCCAUGUCCUAUCUUUUCCGCAACAUAGGAGUGGAUGACUGAAAGACCUGUCACACACAUACCACACACACAAAUCUGCCUUCUCAGACCUCUACAGAAGCACUGUACACUGAUAUUGAUACACAUACACACGCACAUAUCCACGUCCUACUUGUGUUACAACGAAGAUAUAAAUGCUAACCCUUUGCUUUGAGUGCAGCUUAACAUAGAAGAUGACUGAUUACACACACACACACACACACACACACACACAUGUCCUUAAUGGAUGUUACUCACUCCUCCAGACUAAAAAGCUGAUAGCUGCCCUCUUCUCAAACAGCAUACAACUCAGCUUUUUUUUACGCUCAUCUCUGAGUACCUUCUUUAGUUAGCAAUCCAUUGUCUACAUGUAUUUCCGGUUACGUUUCUAUAGAAAUUAAUGUUGAUGUGUGUGUGUCUGUGUGUGUCUGUGUGUGUGUGUGUGUGUGUUAGAACAUAUUUGUUAGCAUUGAAUGUUUAUUUCUGAUUGUACCCUAAGAGUGCCAGUGCCUUCUACAGGACAUGCUCCCAACACACAGGCCUUCACCACUCCGAUACACAACAGUGUCUCAGCUAAUAUAAACUAUGUCACAAUGGCCCUUGUAAUUAAUUCAGGAAUUUGCAGGUUUCCAGCUAAUUAACUAUAAAGCUGAGUAUCAGAGUACAUGUUGUAAUUCCAACCUUCUGUCUGUUUUUUUGUUUUGUUCAUGUGAUGUCUGAAUGUCGUACUAAUAUAAUUAGUUUAGCAUCCUACCAGCUAGCCAUAUGUCUGUGUUUGGUUGCCAUAGCACUUAGAUGCUGAUCUGGUGUCAAAUCUACUUAUUGCUAAAAGCAGAACUGGAAUUAAAACAUGAAAUAUUUUGUCAGUCCGGUCAAUUUGAAUUUUUUUUUUUUUUUUUUUUUCUAACAUUUUAUGGCGGUUGUGAAAUAUGUAUUUACGAGUCAUCCAUUUAACACUGUGUGCCAUUCAUUUCAAACGCAUCCACAUAUUUGACAAUCAAUCAUGAUUGGUCCACAAAUGAGCAGCUGGAGCAGAUUUGAAGUUAAUAUGUAUAUCCUUGGUCCAAAAAUACCACUGCAGUUUUACCCUCUGGUUAGGAGUGCGAAAUUGUUGUUAAUAAUUUUGAAAUGGGUAAAUUAAUCUUUCAAUCAUUUGGAAAGUAGCGGGUGAAUUUUGUUGUACCACAUUAGCCAAAUUUCGAAAAACUGACGGAAGAAACUGACGCUGAAAAAGUAAAUGGAAACGUUUUUCUGACAAACAAAACUCGACUGAAGCAGGUCUUUGGCACUUUACCAGAUGUGUUCCAAAAAUGUUUUGUAUUUAUUUUCAGCACUAAAUAUGAAUAAAUAUGACCCAUGCUAUGAAAUUAAAGACUGCCUUGUGUUGUGGUGUUUUGUAGUCUCAUAAUUGGGUGAUAUAAAGCUGCUGAUAUUCAGUCUGUUACUAUUAAAGGAUGUUUCUCACAAUGGUUUCUGUUAAUAAAGUUAAUUAAUAACCAUAUACUUUGAACAUGUGACAGGCUAGAACUAUGCUCUCAUUUUCACCUUUCCAUCCUGCUGCUUAUGACAUAUCACCAUGAGCCAAAUUACAUGGCUCUACAUUCUAGAAAG
Messenger RNA from Scomber japonicus (chub mackerel), 2843 nucleotides. It is a transcript of the gene prpsap2, whose product is annotated as phosphoribosyl pyrophosphate synthetase-associated protein 2. The record is from RefSeq and is a predicted model, not a curated record. The coding region runs from base 183 to 1256 and encodes 357 amino acids. Gene Ontology annotation, biological process: 5-phosphoribose 1-diphosphate biosynthetic process; purine nucleotide biosynthetic process. Gene Ontology annotation, cellular component: ribose phosphate diphosphokinase complex; cytoplasm. Lineage: Eukaryota; Metazoa; Chordata; Actinopteri; Scombriformes; Scombridae. Gene Ontology annotation, molecular function: magnesium ion binding; ribose phosphate diphosphokinase activity. The transcript has 11 exons.